AUGUCGACUCACAAAGCCACCGGCGUCACAAUUGACGAGUAUCAACUCCCAAGAGGCCGCAAUGCUGCAGGAGCACUCUUGACCACGGCCCUUCUGGUACUGUCAGCUAACAGGAGGUUCGUCGAACCACGAUCGUUGCUCCACGAUCAGGUCCUAGCCAGAAACGCCAAAGUCCACAAACACAGACACCGAGGUCAAGACAUCCUCUUCUACACCCUGUAUGGAUUGAGCGGCAUACAGACUCUGUGGUUCGCCUUGACGAAAGCCAGGCAGCACAACCUCCAGCAAUUCAGCGUUGCGUGGUUUCAAUGGCUUAUCACCAUCUUCCUUGGAGGGACUUUCGCUCAGAAGCACUGGGAUGAAGUGGUUGAAAAGAAGGAGUUGAAGACAAUCAAGGAGAUCUAG
Molecule: messenger RNA, 405 nt
Organism: Cladophialophora yegresii CBS 114405
Lineage: Eukaryota; Fungi; Ascomycota; Eurotiomycetes; Chaetothyriales; Herpotrichiellaceae
Exons: 1
Coding region: 1-405 (134 amino acids)
Source: RefSeq, a predicted model, not a curated record